Molecule: messenger RNA, 351 nt
Organism: Echinostoma caproni
Lineage: Eukaryota; Metazoa; Platyhelminthes; Trematoda; Plagiorchiida; Echinostomatidae
Source: the annotation of a GenBank genome assembly
AUGUUGACGACAGCUAUCAAGGAUCCAGACUCCUACGGUGCUGUUGGAAAUGAAAGUGAUCCUCCAUUUAGCUACGCGCAUUGCGUCCGGAUGCUUUCUCGGUACGAGGAGUUUCUUCUUCGGAAAGCCUUAUCCCGUGAGCCGGAUGUUCGCUGGUGUCCUAGCGGCUGCGGACUGUCUGAUCUGGAGUAUGCAGAUGAAAUCGUAUUGUCAAGUGAAGAUCCAGGUAAGUUGCAAGGUUUUCUGGAUAGGUUGAGCGCUGGUGUAGCCAUGUUCAGUAUGCGUUUCGCACCCCCUUCCCAAGGUGCAACAUGUUACUACCAAACUGUGUUGGUCCAGUACCCAACCUAA